UACAUGAACUCAUGUAUCCAGCGUUGUCCGUUUUUGGUUAUCUGAGCGGGUGUCAAGAGUUGCUUUGAAGUAAUAUAGUUCUUUUAAUAAAUCGCUUAAAAUGUCGGAAGUUUCCAUGUCAGAAGCACCGCACCUGCAGCAAAUCGAUUUGACAACGUUAAAUCUCCAACAACUCACGAUACUGAAGCAACAAUUGGAUAAAGAACUCGGUGUCUUCCAAGAUUCUCUGCAAACUUUGAAAAUUGCACAAACUAAGUUUCAGGAAUCAGGAUCAUGUCUGGAGAAAAUUACUCCUGCCAUGGAAGGGAAUGAAAUUCUUGUACCGUUAACUGGGUCUAUGUAUGUGGUUGGUAAGCUCGCAGAUACGAAUAAUGUACUAAUCGACAUCGGAACUGGUUAUUACGCACAGAAGAAUGUAACGGAUGCAAAGGAUUACUUCGAUAGAAGAGUGGCAUACGUCACCGAACAGAUGGAGAAGAUUCAGCAGCUAGGUUUAGAGAAGAGCAAAGUCAGAGACGCAACAGCAGAUGUGAUAGAAAUGAAACUCGAUGAUCAAAUGCAGAAAGAAAGGAAAUAAUCACACGUAAAAUACUGUCAAGUUCACUGAACUAAGCAUUUAAAUGCAAAUCGUUCAUUACUUGUGUCAAUUUACAUUAAUACUAUUAUUAAGUUGCCUUCGUUUAUACUUUAUUAUUAAAUCCUGAUAAUAAUUAUUCUGUAUUUUAACAUGAGAUUAAUUAAAUUUGAUAGUCAUAAGGGAUACCAAAUUAUUUACUUAAUUUUCAAUUCUAUUGUUAUGUACAGAUUUUGCAUAAGGUGUAAGUUUUGAUAAAUUAGGUCAGGGCAAAAGAUCUGUUGGUUUUAGGUAAUAAAAACUUAAGGCAUAAUACCUUUCUUUAGUAUUUUUAUUUAUUUUAUAUAUAUGUAAUAGUUAUUUAAAUGAAGUUCAUGAUACUUAAAGUGUACAUAGUAAUCGGUAGCUAAUUUAAAUUGUUUAUUAACUUAUUUAUAAAUGUUCAACUAUUUAAAAUGGUUUAUGGUGACAUAAACGAAUGGAAAUCUAUUAGAAUGUUAGAAAAAUGUUAAAAUUAUAUAGCAUUUCCCAGACAUAUUGUUAGAUUACACGGAAUAAUGUAGUAUGAGUUUCAACAUUAUUAUAAUGAAGACAUCUCUCGUUAACUAAAUUAAAUCAUUAAAAUUUUUAUUUAUGAACUUUUGAGAAUGUUGAAUUUUAAAUUUUGCAGAUAUAUUGGAGUAUCAUUUUGUAAAAUAAAAAAAGUACCUCGAAAACCUACAGAACUAUUGCACUCACCUAAUACUAAAGAAUUUUAUCUUCUGCAACAAUUGUAAGAAUAAUAAAGAAUACUUUUAUUUGUCACUAUGGUGAA
This is a messenger RNA of Megachile rotundata (alfalfa leafcutting bee), 1388 nucleotides long. RefSeq names its product prefoldin 5 (gene Pfdn5). Gene Ontology annotation, cellular component: prefoldin complex; cytoplasm. The record is from RefSeq and is a predicted model, not a curated record. Gene Ontology annotation, biological process: RNA polymerase I assembly; protein folding; RNA polymerase II core complex assembly. NCBI's taxonomy places the organism in Eukaryota, Metazoa, Arthropoda, Insecta, Hymenoptera, Megachilidae.